Cutaneotrichosporon oleaginosum is the source of this 2040-nucleotide messenger RNA. RefSeq lists its product as uncharacterized. Gene Ontology annotation, cellular component: nucleus. The record is from RefSeq and is a predicted model, not a curated record. Lineage: Eukaryota; Fungi; Basidiomycota; Tremellomycetes; Trichosporonales; Trichosporonaceae.
AUGUCAUUCGGCGCCGCCAUGUCCGGCGUCAGCUUUGGUAAUUCAAACGCCAUCAACAUGUCCGGAGUUAGUUUUGGAAACUCAAACGGACGCUCUUUCCGCCAAGGCUCCUACGGGAACAUGUUCUAUGACGGUGGCUCACCACGCCUCUUUGACUCGGCACAAAUGCCAUUUGGCCAGUCCAUCAACAUGGACGGCUCAUUUGCCACCUCGUCCGCCGCAUUCAACCUCGCCGGCUCCUACCGAGGAGGCCGGUCAUACGCGGAGGCGGCCAAGGGCUUGGAAAACUACAGCCCCGCUAUGCUCUCCUCUUCCCUCGCCUCGACCUCGCUGAGGGACCCCAACUAUGGCUCCUACAUGGGCUCAUACAAGCGUAGCCAGCUCGAGAGAAUGCUCAGCACCAGCGUCGGCCGGAACAAGGAGUCGGAGGAGGUCUAUCAAUGCUGUGGCAGCAAGUUUGUCGGCCUCCACGCUCUCACCGAGCACGUCGAGGAGAACCCAAACGACCACCAAGACGACCCCGAACCUCACAACGAUGGAGGAAUGUUCUCCCCUCUUGUCAUGGGCAUGGACCUCGAUCUCGAAACCGACCCAUACAAUGUCCCUUCCACCACAAACUCUACACGCUCUUCAACUUCUCCUCGGCCCGUCCCCAACUAUCCGCUCACCCCGACCAACUCGACCGCGCCCCGCGCCGAGACGGCGACCUCCAACGACUCCAGCACGGCCAAUGGGCUCAAACUCUCCGAGUGGCUCAAAUCCCCUACCAACAAUGAUGCCUCUUCGGUGCUCCCCGGCGCUCUUGGGACAGAUGGCGGCAACGUUGUCGACCUUUCAUCUGGAGUACCCAAGUUCGCCUCAGCGGUCCGUGGUGGCUUCAACGGAGGCAAGCCUCUUGGAGGUCGCCAGCGCUUCGACCGCGCCUUCAACGAGGUUGUCGCUGGCCGCGCUGGUCUCGAGGACCCCAACAAACCCCCAGGGCCCAUUGCCGUGGCCCCGAGUGUUCUUUUCACAAAGGUCCCCGCCAUGGGCCUUCCCCAGGCCUCUGCCGUUGUCGGCCGCCGCGAGGGCACUGUCGGUACACCUGCCGGCGCUGCCGCCGUCCCGGCCCCCGUGGCCACCAACGGUGCCGCCGCCCCUGUGGCGAACGGCGCGACAGCUGUGCCCGCCGCACCUGCCGCCGCCGCCGCCGCCGCCGCCGAUGUCAAAAAGGAGGGAGAGGAGAAUACCGACAAAAAGGACGUCGUGGCCGGAGGUGAGGCCCCGCCUCCCCCGCCGCCUGGUGCAAAGGCGCCGGAUGCUCGAGCGGCUGACACGCCCCUCCCUCCGCCGUCCCUCUUCACCACACACAAGGCAUGGCGCUGCCCGAAUCCCGGGUGUAACAAGGCAUACAAGCAGAGCAACGGUCUCAAGUAUCACCUCGCCAAGGGCCAGUGCGACUUUGCCAUCCACGACGCGAUCGACAACGGCCUUACGCUCGAGGAGGCGGAGCAGCGUGCGCGUCCAUACGUGUGCGCCGUCGGCGCCGGGUGCGACAAGCGUUACCGCCAGAUGAACGGCCUCAAGUACCACUACUUGAACACGGGCGAGCACGGCGAGUACGGCCUGCGCAUGCUGGCGAACGGCACGCAUCCGCAGCCGGUCCACCACCCGCCGAUGCCGAAGCGCGACCGGUCGCAGCAGCCGCGGAACAACGGUGCGCCGAUCCCGAACGCCAACGCCGGCGGGGCCCCCGCCGCGCGCGCGAGCGCCGCGCCAUACAGCGUGCCACAGCGCCCCACGGCCUCGGCGAACCUGGCGAUCAACGGGCGCCCCGGCGUCGUGACCGGCGUCCCCGUUGGCGUCGGCGCCCCGAAGCCCCCCGGUCCGCGCAUGGGCACAUGGCCUGUACCACAGCGCGCGGGCGUGCCAACGCCGACGGCCCGCGCCGCGCCCACAGCGCCAGUGCCUGCGCCGGCCCCGGCCCCGGCGCCCACAAUGCCCGUGCAGCGCGGCCGCGACGCCGUCCUCUUCUCCAAUGUCGACUUCCUGGACGUCUAG